UCUGAACACUAAGCAAAACCAAUCUCCUCAUCCACCUCUCUGCACAAAUCCUGGCAAUCCGGUGUUUUCCUGUAUGCUGGAUCCCAAAACACUCAUGACCAAUGGUACUUUGACAAAGCCUCGGGUUUUACUGUUUAAAACAACUUCAAGUGAAUAUGGUGCUAUAGCACCCGUCUCACAGAUGGUGCCCUGUACUUACCAUCCAAUGGAUCAAACCUUUUCAAAACACUUACUCACCUGUGGGUCAUUUCACGACAGCUGUUUAAACACUGCCAUGGACAGGAGCAGGGUAUACGACCACCUCAGUCUCCAGCAUACUCUGUAA
Leptosomus discolor (cuckoo roller) is the source of this 325-nucleotide messenger RNA. It is a transcript of the gene PIERCE2, whose product is annotated as piercer of microtubule wall 2. Gene Ontology annotation, biological process: axoneme assembly. Gene Ontology annotation, cellular component: axonemal microtubule. The record is from RefSeq and is a predicted model, not a curated record. NCBI's taxonomy places the organism in Eukaryota, Metazoa, Chordata, Aves, Leptosomiformes, Leptosomidae.